Messenger RNA from Pseudonaja textilis, 2714 nucleotides. RefSeq names its product leucine rich adaptor protein 1 (gene LURAP1). The record is from RefSeq and is a predicted model, not a curated record. Gene Ontology annotation, biological process: positive regulation of cytokine production; positive regulation of canonical NF-kappaB signal transduction. NCBI's taxonomy places the organism in Eukaryota, Metazoa, Chordata, Lepidosauria, Squamata, Elapidae.
GAGAAAGGCCAAUCGGACUUUGCCGUUUGCUGGUCCCAUCCCCGGACGGGGCAGAUCAGAUCUCGCCUGGCGACCUGGCAGCUGCUCCCGCAGCCCCCCUGGAACUUUUGCCAGGCAUUGGCUCUGCCUGCUCGGGCGACGCGGCCAAGCCAUCCCGGCUUGAAUGCCCGGCCGCUUCCAUCACCCCUGGAAGGAAUCCAAGGACGGCGACGGGGAGGAAGGGGGGGACAGCAGCCCCGCUUUGUGAUGAGGAGCCGGCCGGGAGACCUCGGAGCCGAGAGAUCGGCCGAGGCCCACGGCGAGGCUCCGAUUUAUAAGGGUGCUGCCUGCGGAACUCCCGCCCACACGCCCGGAGCUUCUGGGAGGGACUCUCCGCCAGGCCGAGGCUUCAGCUCAAAAAGCCCAGCUGGAAGGUUGGGGCGAGGAGCGCCCGCUUCCAGCUGCCGAAGCAGAUCCAGCCUCUCUCGCUUCGCCGCCCCUUUCCCGGGAUGGAGGUUCCGGGCAGCGGCGCGGAGCUUCCCCUGCCUCCCGACCUGAAGGAUUUGGAGAUGAAACUCGGACAGAAACCUCCGGACGGGCUGAUCCGGUGGCUGCGGGGGGACCCCACGGCUCACCUGCUUCGAAACAGCCCGAAUCGGGGGCCGCGCCACGGGCUGGGGGAGAAGAUCAAGGCUCUGAAGCUGGAACUGGCCUAUCUAAGAGCAAUAGAUAUCAAGAUCCUCCAUCAAUUGGUAGCUGUGAAUGAUGGAAUAGAAGCUGUCAAGUGGUUUCUUGAGGAAAAAGGAAUGCUAACCAGCCGCUGCAGCAGCCUUACCAGCAGUCAGUAUAGCUUGGUAGAAAGUCAAGAUACAUCCCGACGAGGCAGCUGGAAUAGCCUUCAGGAUCCCAAUGACAAACUGGAUAGUAUAUCUGUUGGUAGCUAUUUGGAUACACUAGCUGAUGAUAUGGAUGAAUAUGGACAAAGCUCCCCUGUGGAACCCAUAAUGUCACCUACCUUAGGUAGACCUCUGGGCAGAAGUGAAUUAGAAAGAUCAAAGGCAGAUCUAGAGAGAGUCUUUCUUGCAAAGAUGGACAAAGAGCAAGACAAAAGCAAAACUUAUCCUGAAUGGGCCUCUGGUUUAGUUAAGAAUCAAAGUUUUAACAAGCUAAGUGCACCUGUUCAGGUGUCACCACCAACGGCUAAUGGGAUCUUGGGAAGACAAGUCCCUAAGCUAGUGCAGAGCCUUGAGGAGAAAUUUACUGCUGCAGCUGCUGAGCAACCAAGCAAAGAGAGUGUAGCAGUAAAGGCCUCCAGGAAGAGCAAAAUGGAUUCAGAAAAUUGCAGGCUCGAUAACAGGAAGCACCUGGAAUAUGAUGGUCAAUGGCAGUGGGCAGAGUCUCAAGAAGAUGUGACAUUUUUGUAGCAUCCCUGACUGGCUGCCUGGAUAAACAUAAAGAGAUUCCAGGUUUUAUGCACUAGUCUUUUUGCACCUUGGACUGCAAGCUGUGCUCUCUUUGUCUGAAUGUCUUUUGUUUUGACCAGAACUGUUGAGACAUAUUUGCUGAUGGACAGAACAUAAGUAUAUUAGCCAGAUGGCAUUUGUCUUCUAAGAUCUUAAGCUUUUGCCAAGAAUGAGGGCAUAUGAAAAUACUGUACACCUCUAUUUGAAAGCUUUUGGCCUGCCAAUGCUGCACUUUUGUGCCCCAGUUCUAGUUUCCAUGUGAGUGGAAGUGGGCGUAGGCUCAUAGGCUGGACUUUCAGGUUUUGACAAAGCUGUUCACCUGAGUAGCACUCAAUCCUACUGCAUGUAACCAAUACUGCCCUAGGAAUAACUGGUAUUUUUUAAUGAAAGAAACCAGAGGCAAACCUUUGAUACUAUAAUCAAUGUUUUAAUCAAUGUUAUUAUUAUUAUUAUUAAUGUCGUAGGAAAUACUGCUUCUUCAUUUGCUUGAUGUUUGAGUUACCUCUUAGGUUUAAGAAAGGAAUGUAGAAUUCUGCAGAGAAGCCUACACAUUCAUUUCCUACACUCAACAGACUGAAUAUGUCCUUCAUUCUGGUAACCAUGAGAACCAACUUUCCACCUGAACCUGAAUCUGAGGAAAAUAGUGGGGGAGUCUGUUGGUUUAAUGCAAGGGUCUUCAAACUUGGCAAGUUUAAAACUUGUGGACUUCAACUCCCAGAAUUCCUGAGCUAACACGACCAGAGGAGGAAUCCUGGGAGUUGAAGUCCACAAAACUUAAAUUUGUCAAGUUUGAAGACCCCACCCCCAGUUUAAUGAGUCUUGAAAAGCCUUGAAGAACUGAAGCUUAAGUGUUGUGCUGCACUUUUAAAUGACUGCAAGUAACACAAAAGUGCAGCAAAUAUAUAGAGAUAACCUCUCACACACUUUACAUUAGGCUUGGAAAAUAACUGAGAUUUUUGUGGUAUACUUUGGAGGUAAAUUGAUUUGCCUUGAGUUGGAAGCAGGGAUGGAAAAAGGAAAAAGGAAUCACUAGUGACGUUGCAUUAGACUGCAAAAGUGCCCUGACUAGCUGUUUGCUAUAACCAUAACACUGGCAAACCAACAUUCAUGGGAUCCAAGUAAAAAAAAACAGCUGUAUGUGCAUCCAAAUUUUGAGUUUCAAAGUCAUAGUUUUAAAUGGCAGCUCUAUACUGGCUUUAAAAUGUUGGAAGAAAUAUCCUUCUGGGUGCAGUUCCAAGUGGGGAAAAAGACACUGGAAAUAUGGAGGCUGUU